AUGAGCCCUGUAGCCUGUCUGUCGGUCCACUCGGCCCCCCCGAGAGAGGCGGGUGUGCCCAGGAGCCAGGCAGCCGAGAGCCACUCCUCUUCCUCCCGCUGGGCCGGCCGUAGGCAGCUUCCCGUCAUUCCCUCUGGCAGCAAGUUCCCCCCUGUCAUUCGCAUCUCAAAAGCACAACUGCAGCAGGUAACAAUACCCAGACCUUCAGUGGCAUCCACACAGUCUGCUUCAGAGAGCUUUCAUUAUGGCCACCAGCUAGAGAAAAGAGAGCAGGAUGCUCAAUCUGUGGAACACAGCGUGGAACUUUCCUCUCCAAAGGAAAGUUUGCCAGGUUUGGUUGUGACAGAAGACUCACUUCCAGCUAGUGCCAGCAGACCAGAUUUGGUACUUAAUAUCAGCCAAGAGGUGCUUGACAAGGAAGGACUUGUCAAAGAAUGUGCCAACAUCCUGGACUGUGGCCAAAAGGACCCACCUGAACAACAUGGUGGGAUACAGGAAGAGAAGGAACUUGAAAAUAUUCCUGUAGAGGAGGCUGAGGAAGAAAGAGUUCCCGUGGUUUCUGAGGACCCUAUUGAAAUGUUAAGCAAAGAAAAGAAUUGGUUGCCAGAAAACUCAAAAUCUGCAGAGGAAGAACCUCUAAUGAAUACCGAAGCUGCUGAAGAAUCAAAGCCAAGGCCCAUCUCUUUGGUGCCAAAUCAAGAUGAGGUUCUGAAAUCCAUAGCACCUAAACCGUCACAAUUUUCUCCCUCAAAACUCAACAGCCCCCAUGUGAAUAGACAGGGAAGUAAAAUAGCACCAGUUCAGGAAAAUGGUUUUCAUUCUAAUAAGGAAGAAGUCCAUAUCCAAGACUUGAAAUGCCACCAAGUGGCCCUUACUACUUUUUUGCACCAGGAGGACAAAAAAGAGAAAAGUGCUCCCAGAAAUGGGGAGUUAGUCCACUGCAUUUCAGAAAAUGAGAAUUCUCAUCGAUCUAGGAGGGACUUAGUUAAAUCUCCUUUUGUAUUCAGGCAGAGCCGAAUCCCAGUUUUAGCACAAGAGAUAGACUCAACGUCAGACUCUUCUUCUCCUGUUUCAGCAAAGGAAAAACUUCUUCUAAAAAAGGCCCAUCAGACAGACUUGGUCAGACUACUUAUGGAAAAGAAACAGCUCAAAUCUUUCCUUGGUGACCUCUCAAGUGCCUCUGAUAAGUCACUGGAGGAAAAAAUGGCUCCUGCUCCAGUACCGUUUUCUGAGGAUGAUGUCUUAUCCUCAUUUUCUAGAUUGACACUGGACUCUCAUUUCAGCAAGCAGACAGAAGAUAGCUCUUUAUCUCCAAGCAGCCCUCAGUCCAGAAAAAGCAAGAUUCCAAGGCCGGUGUCCUGGGCAACCAUGGAUCAAGUCACCAAUUCAAGUUCAGCUCUGUUCUUUCCUCGGCCACCACCAGGAAAACCACCUGCUAGAACUAGGGCAGAAACUAGGUUCCGCAGAUGCAGAGUCCUAGAGAGUAGCAGCUCGGACUCGGAUCUUAUCUCUCGUCUGGCUCAAAUCCUACAGAACGGAUCUCAGAGACCGAGGAGUUCUACCCAGUGUAAGAGCCCAGGAUCUCCACAUAGUCCAAAAACGCCACCCAAAAGUCCUGUCAUCCCCCGACGGAGUCCCAGUGCCUCCCCCAGGAGCUCCUCUUUACCCCGUACUGCCAGUUCUUCUCCAUCCCGGGCUGGGAGACCCCAUCAUGAUCAGAGGAGUUCAUCCCCACAUCUUGGGAGGAGUAAAUCACCUCCUAGCCAUUCAGGCUCCUCAUCUUCUAGGAGAUCCUGCCAACAAGAGCACUGCUGCAACAAACCAAGCAAGAAUGGUCCAAAAGGAUCUGGCAGUUCCUUCCACCAUUCCCCAAACACUAAGACUCCCACAGGAAAGAGCAAAUCAACCACUAAGCUUAGCAGAUAG
Messenger RNA from Merops nubicus (carmine bee-eater), 1926 nucleotides. RefSeq names its product tau-tubulin kinase 2-like. The transcript has 3 exons. Bases 1 to 1926 code for a protein of 641 amino acids. The record is from RefSeq and is a predicted model, not a curated record. NCBI's taxonomy places the organism in Eukaryota, Metazoa, Chordata, Aves, Coraciiformes, Meropidae.